CCAUGGAAGUGCCCAAAUGGCGUUCCUAUUAGAAAAGAAUCCUCUUUGGAAGUCAGACAGGUGGCCCGUCUCUGCACCAAUCCCAGAGAUCUCUGGCUUUUCCCGGAACCAAGGAAGCACUCAGGACGCGGCAGCUGUCAUUACCAACAAAUCGUGCUCACAUGGACGCACCCACUGUUGAUGAGAAAGCGUAAACCCAGAGGCACUGGGGACUGAAGACGGGAGGCAGGUAACUUCUGAAGUAUGGCUAACCACAGUAAUUCCUCCUGCAAUCCUUUACCGACAGCUUCUUUAACUGGGCUCUACUGCGUGGUGCUCAUUGGAGGACUGGUGGGCAUCAUCUCCAUUUUGUUCUUACUGGUGAAAAUGAACACCCGGUCUGUGACCACCACAGCAGUCAUUAACCUGGUAGUGAUCCACAGUGUUUUUCUGCUGACAGUGCCUUUUCGCUUGAUCUAUCUCAUUGAGAACACUUGGGGAUUUGGAUUGCCCUUCUGCAAAUUUGUGAGUGCCAUGCUGCACAUCCACAUGUACCUCACAUUCCUGUUCUACGUGGUGAUCCUGGUCAUUAGGUACCUCAUCUUCUUCAAGCGCAAGGACAAAGUGGAAUUCUACAGAAAACUGCAUGCUGUGGCUGCCAGUACUGGCUUGUGGCUUCUGGUGAUUGUCAUUGUGGUGCCCCUGAUUUUUUCUCAUUAUGGAACUUCUGAGACGUAUAAUGAGGAAGACUGUUUUAGAUUCCACAAAGAACUUAACCAUGUAUAUGCGCAAGUGGUCAACUAUAUGAUAGUCACUAUUGUCAUAGCUAUUGCAGUGAUUCUCUUGGUCUUCCAGAUCUUCAUCAUUGUGUCAAUGGUGCGGAAGCUACGCCACUCCUUACUAUCCCACCAGGAGUUCUGGGCCCAGUUGAAAAACCUAUUUUUUAUAGGGGUCAUUUUUGUUUGCUUCCUUCCCUACCAUUUCUUUAGAAUCUAUUAUUUGCAUGUUGUGGCACACUCAGGUGAAUGUAUCAACAGUGUUGCAUCCUAUAAUGAAAUCUUCUUGAGUGUAACAGCAAUUAGCUGCUUUGAUUUGCUGCUCUUUGUUCUUGGGGGAAGCCAUUGGUUUAAGCAAAAGAUAAUUGAUCUAUGGAACUGCCUUUUGUGCCAUUAGCUAUAGACUACAGUACUCAGAAUUACUUCCUUCAAAUUGAGAGUGAAAAUGGGCGCAGGGAGGUAGGAAUUUCAUUACUUGGUUAAAACCAUUCCUUGAUGCAGCCAACAAGAAGCACUAUAAAAUGUCAGAGCAUUCAUUCCAGUCCUUAUUUAAUCCCUACCGUCUCUAAAUGAUUCCCUUAUGAAGACUAGUGAUGUUUAAUCCAGCUGUAGUUACAAUAUGGCAUUAUUUUCCAACACAAAAUGUCUACUUGGCCCAUCUGGGCACCAUGGGUCUAAUGAUUUCUGAAUUUUUCUAGCUUAUUUUAGUUUCUUCAAUUUGAACCAUGGUAUUUUCGUAAGUCUUGGACUGGAUUCAGCCCUCUGGUUGUUUUCAUCCCACUUAACCUUAGGUGCAUUAAUCCUGACCAUGAUUGGACUCCAAAGACAAAAACUACUUGGCUAACCAGGUAAGAUGCCCAUUCAACUCACAUUCUGACAAAAAACAGAUAAGAGGGGAAAAUAGUAAGAAACUUUUCUAGAUCAUCGUAACUUUGGUGCAAGGUCACUUACCUAGAAAUCAAGAGAAGCAGAAGUCCUCAUGGCUUUCUGCUAUAACAAGGUUACCUAGGUUUGUCCUUUGAAAGAUCAAGUUCAAGGACACUGGAUCAGCUCCCUCAGUAUCUCCAAAAUCAUUUAAAAGCCUACUGAACACAUCUAAAUAAUGGUGAAACCAUAACUUAGGGACUAUUCCUGACCAAUAUGCUACUAGAAAUUAAAAUGAGUUUCCAAGGAAAGGGAUUAAUUUGUUUUCAUUUUCUGUGUUUUGAAGAGUUGCUAGAUGUCUUGGGACACAGUUAAUUUAAAUUUUCCUUAAAGAAAGUUAUACUGAAAUCUUUAAAGUUCCCUUCCAUGCUUAAAGUUAUUUGUCUUCAAAUAAAUGAAAACAAUAUUCUUAAAAAAAUAGUUUUUGAGAAAUACACAGAAAAACCAUUGAGAUUAGGCUACUAAGUUGAUAUAUAGACUUGUGGGUCUUUUUCCCUCCUGCCCGUAUUUCUAUUUCCCUCCAAGUUUUAUAAUCUUGAAACUUUCCAAGGAACUGAUCCAGUUUCAUAUUUAAUUCUUCAGAGAACCUGAAGAAAUUCAUGGUGGGAAUACAAGAACCAAGUGAAUUAAGAUAACUCUUUUUUUUUUCCCAGCAAGGUAAAUGUUCAGGAUUUAAAGACUUUUUCUUAAUUUGUUAUACUCUAUGGAUCCACAAAUUCAUUGGAUGAAUAAGAAAUAUCCCUGUGAGUUUCUAUGAUCAUUAAAAUUACCGAGUCAUAGAAAUUAAUUUUGAGAAAGAAAAAGCAGCAACAUACUGCAUACAUGAUUUGUUCCCAAAUUUUUUCCUGUUCUAAAUUUUCUUUUAUCAGACUUUUUUAUUUUUAAAGUUACAUUUCUUUUAUUUCCAGUCUUUUUUCCCCAUUUUUUCUUAGUUUUUCUUUUUCACUUUGACCCAUAAUAUUUGUAAGAAAAUUUCAGACUCAUAAAAGUUUUAAGAAAAUUUGUAACACCUGUAAAAUGUGUAAGAAAAUUGUUAUAGUAAAAUAUUUAAAAAAUUAUUUUUGGAAAUUACAUCAUAUUUCUCUUCUUAUCUAUCUGUGUCUUACUAUCAUAGUAUCUGUUGGCUUGUAGAUUACAUUACAAUCUCUCCCAGAUUUUAAAUAUGUUGAGACCAGGUAAUUGUGCUUUUCUCUGUAUUGUUAUAUAUUAUAAUAAAAGGUAUAUUUCUGCGGAUCUGUAAGAAAUAUUGCCCCAAUUAUAGAAAUGCAAUA
Messenger RNA from Equus quagga, 2950 nucleotides. It is a transcript of the gene GPR141, whose product is annotated as G protein-coupled receptor 141. The transcript is spliced from 3 exons. The record is from RefSeq and is a predicted model, not a curated record. Gene Ontology annotation, biological process: G protein-coupled receptor signaling pathway. Bases 244 to 1152 code for a protein of 302 amino acids. NCBI's taxonomy places the organism in Eukaryota, Metazoa, Chordata, Mammalia, Perissodactyla, Equidae. Gene Ontology annotation, molecular function: oxysterol binding; G protein-coupled receptor activity. Gene Ontology annotation, cellular component: membrane.